This is a messenger RNA of Venustampulla echinocandica, 4596 nucleotides long. RefSeq lists its product as uncharacterized. The transcript is spliced from 2 exons. NCBI's taxonomy places the organism in Eukaryota, Fungi, Ascomycota, Leotiomycetes, Helotiales, Pleuroascaceae. Bases 1 to 4596 code for a protein of 1531 amino acids. Gene Ontology annotation, cellular component: nucleus. The record is from RefSeq and is a predicted model, not a curated record. Gene Ontology annotation, molecular function: methyltransferase activity.
AUGCCCCCAUUAGAUCCAGAUCUAUGCAACGAGCAUGACUCCCCGUCCUCCUCCGCUGAACUGUUUUAUGACGCGCCGACGAGCGUGUCGUCGUCUUUGAAGCAUGGAAUUGGUGUGGGGGUUUACUCCAUGGACGGUCCCGGCGACGAUAAUGGAUGUGAAGAGGAACCGGUGGCAGAAUUGCUCUCAGUUGUUCCGUCGUCGGCCAGCGUAACUAGUCCUUCCCCUUCACCUUCGCCCACGCCUUUUCAGCCAACUCGGAACUCCACAGGUGGCAAUGCCGAGUCCGAUUCCGAUACAAGUAUGGAGGAUGAAGGCUGGGAAGAUCAGUUUCCACUAGUGGUAGGAAUCACAAAACACACCCCACAACAAUCGCGGGAUCAGCCAGUAUGUCCAGGGUUCAUCUCACAGCUCACAUGUCCAAAAUCCCGGUACAUUGGCCAUACGCCACCCCUACCUAUUUCGAAAGAGCGACACGUAGUCAAGGAGCUACUCGAGGAACUUUUGAAACAGGAAGAGGGGAAGAAUUUCGAGGGAAAUAGGGAAGGAUCUCCGGACAGUUCAGCUCCUUCUGACGGCCAUUUCGUCGAAUUUGGACUUUCGGAUUUUUCGAUCUACUUGCCCGAUAACAAACAUCACGGCUUCGAGCUACGGCCGCUACAAAAUCUAGUCACCAAGAAGGGCGAAUCCACGUUCUUGUUCGAUGGGAUCUUGAGUUAUGGAUCUGUGAAGCGCUAUGUCCAAAAGGUGCCUUUCGGAACUUGUUCCAUUGGGAAUUAUGGCUUGGAGUCCCACACUGUUGACGGCAACAUAUGGAUCAAAUCAGCCUACAAUUCGAAAACGAGAUCUGAGAUAUACUAUCAUUUAAAAAAGCCGGCGCCCGAGUACGCGCGGUUCCAUGAUGGGUUCCUAUGGCUGGCGAAUUUAGCUAAGCAUUUUGUGGAUUAUAGCCAGCAGUGCGGGGAAAACCAAGUGUCCGUGUUUAAAUUCAGAGAUGACUUCUCUCAGUGGAUCUGUGAGCAUCAUGGGGAAUCACCGGAUUUUCGGGAUUGGUAUCAGCAAUACGGCGGGAGGGAUGAUUUUCGGCAAGCGGUUGCAGUGAACAUUCAAUUUCUGUUUAAAGAGAGCCUUGGUGUGGAUGAAAGCUUAAGAUCGCAACCGAUAUGGUCCGAGUUAAUGGUCAAGGAUGCUAUCCGAAAGCAGCCUAUAGUGGAGGAGAAAACUGUGGUUACUCCGUAUGUGUACGGGUGCUUUAAGGAUCUCCCAUUUGGUUCGCAGCUGAAAAUUGUUGAGCCUGUGGGUGUCUCGAAAUCAGAACACGCUUCUAAAGUGGCACGUCUAAAUCUAACGGAAGGCCACCAGAUACAAGAACACGGUGCUGAGAUCCCGCUAAAAAUGAGAGCUGUCAGAGUUGGUGAUGUGCUGUCCGUGACCAAGGAUGGCACAGGCUCGGUCUGGAAGGAUGAGCCCAGCCGCUACAAGACAGUAGACCAAUGUUGGUACGUCUAUGUCCAAGCAGUCCAUGAAGCAGAGAAUCAAGAGCCCUCGUUCGACGCCAUCUGGCUUUACAAGCCCUCGGACACUUCGUGCGCAAAAAUGAAGUAUCCUUUCGAAAACGAGCUUUUUCUGUCAGAUAACUGCGUUUGCGGAAACCAGAAAAUUACCAGCGAUGAGGUGAUUAAUAUUGAGCCUGUUCUCUGGAAUUGCGGGCCGCCAAAAUCGAACAAUCAGCUCUUUGUUCGGCAGACUUACCUUGAAAAUGAGAGAUUCGUUACGUUGACGGAGGAGCAUAAGAUAUGCAAUCAUCUACGACCCAGGAAUCUAACCUCUACCAUCACCCAACGGUACCCGGCAGGUAUCACCGUUCUUGUACCGGCGUUUCGUCAAAAUAAAUACCGUUUAGAGCCUCAUGAAAUUGUGGAAUAUGCCGAUGACGAUGGAGGAAAAGAAACGGUCGUCUUAAGGCAACUGUUGCGAAGACAGGAAGUAGAUGGGACGGGAAGACCGAACGAACUCGUCUACUCAGCCAAGACUUGUGUCUUGCCGGUCAAGAAGCUGGGCCGAACAUGUCUUGUCCGCUUCUAUACCGAAGCAGAUAUCAUUGCAAAGAAUAUCCCAGCUCCCUACUGCAGAGAUGGUUCAGGGAACGCCUUUUAUAUUACGACUAGACUUGUCGAAUCCGCAACUGGCUCAACUUUAAUCCCUAUCCAGGACGAUCUUCCCGAGAGUCUCACUCAGGGGUUCGACCCUAGAAAGCCACCGAGUCGUAGCCCACUUCGUGGGAUGGACUUGUAUUGCGGAGGUGGGAACUUUGGCAGAGGUCUAGAAGAAGGCGGUGGUGUACGGAACGAGUGGGCUGUGGAUAUUUACGAUGCUGCUAUUCAUACCUACCAUGCCAAUCUUAAGCAUCGGAAGGGCGCGAAGCUGUUUUUUGGCUCUGUCAACGACCUGCUCAUCCAAGCGCUGCGGGGCAAUCCCAGCAAAAGCAACCUGAUCCCUCGUCCUAAGGAUGUGGACUUCAUUUCGGCCGGAAGUCCAUGCCAGGGCUUUAGUAUCCUUAAUUCGAGGAGGGAUAAUGAUAAAGGCCUCCGCAACCAGUCUUUAGUUGCCUCUGUUGCAGCAUACAUCGAUUUCUAUCGCCCGAAAUACGGACUACUGGAAAAUGUGAUGACAAUGGCCCAGAAGGGGUCCCGAAGAGAUCAAGAUGUGCUGUCUCAGCUAAUCUGCGCAAUUGUCGGAAUGGGAUACCAACUCCAGCUAUUCGUGCUAGAUGCGUGGAGUUGCGGAAGCCCACAGUCUCGCAGUCGACUAUUUGUAUCUUUUGCAGCCCCCGGGUUCCAACCUCUAGAGCACCCAGAGCUAUCACAUUCACAUCCCCCACAAGUCAGAGACCGCGGACUCGGCACGCUAGCCAAUGGGCAAUCGUUCGGCGAGCGUCGAAAGGACCUGACCCCUUUCGACUAUGUGACUGCUAAAGCAGGGACAAGACAUCUCCCUAAGAUCGGAGACGGGAAUACGUACCAAUGCACGCCCUUCCCGUAUCAUGUAUCGGCAAGUGGUAUCUCAUCAGAGAUGAAAUCGCAGAUCGACGUAAUCCCGAAAUAUCCUCGCGGCAUGAACUUCGCUAAGACGUGGAAAGAAGGGAAGGGCACUAUGAGCCAUGCCCAGAGAGGUCUUUUCCCGUUCUUGACUAAGGAAGGCAAAGUGCGUUCCGCCGUUCAGUCAAAUUCGCGUGCCUGGGGCCGUGUAAAACCCAACGAAAUAUUCCCUACUAUCGUUGUUACCACUACGGCGUGGGACAGCCGGAUGGGAACGUGCCUGCAUUGGAACGAGGAUAGGUACAUGACGGUUGCGGAAGCACAAGCUGCCCAAGGCUUUCCCGAUGAUGAAGUCCUCGUUGGUGAUCCGCGAGAUUGGUGGAAGAUACUAGGGAACAGUGUGUCCCGGACCGUGUCUCUUGCCUUGGGGUUAUCACUCCGCGAGGCUUGGUUGAAGAAUGGGGACGAUAGUAGUUCGAAAAUGGUGUCUACGAAAGUCCCUACUCCUAUGAAUGGCACUUCAUCAUCAGCUGUCAAAAUUCCUGCGAUAGCUACCAGAGCUUCGCCAAGAGUGUUGCAAAGCACCGACAUUCAGUCAGGGGGGAUCAUUCCCAGGGUGCAGACGUCGGUCAAAGUACAGGUAACGACAGAGUCAUCUAUGGUUUCCAAAGAGUCUCCACCACGGGAUCCGAUGAUAUUGGCUUCUCGAGUGACGACUAUCAAGAUAGAGGAAGGCUUCGAACGUCGGAAUAGCUCACCAAGUGAAACGCGUCAGAUUCUCCCUCGAAAGAGGAGUGGGGUUCCAAACAUUGCGAACGGAAUGAGUUCAAUAAAUGGUAUGGGAUUGAGCAAGGAGCCGCCAAAGUCUUUGAAGAGACCAUACGCAAUGAUGCAAGAGACAAGAGUAUUGCCUCUGGGUUUGACGAGCAGCGUCUCCUCCCGCAUGGGAUCCGAUUCGAACUAUUAUAGCAUGUCGUCGACGAAUUUGUCAAGAGAAAGUAGGAUAUUGCCACCGGAGAGAAGUCACAAAGUCGCAAGAUUGGCCAGUCAUGCAUUUAUAUCUUCGAGCACGGAAGGUGUAAGUUUUCGCGAUGGCGGGGAUGCUGAUGCCGGCGCUGUCAACGCGACGACAAAAAUGGAGCUAGACUGUUUGGUUUCCAAACCAGAGAAUUCCAACAGUCCUGCCACGCCCUUCGAACGUUUAGCCUCUGUAUCCGACACUACAUCUGACGACGAGAUCUGUGCAUUGUCCAACGCAUUCGAGCGAUAUCAAUCAAAAACCCUCCAGGCCCAAAACAGCACAGGAAAAGCUCCAUUCCCAUCACAGCCCAGUCAAAAAGUUCAAGUUGUGAUCAAUCUCAUCUCAGAUGACGAGGGCGCCGAGGCGUCACAGACGAAGAAACCACCCAGGAGAAGUCUGCCAACGCCGAAUCAACAUCGAUCUCUCUCUGCGUUGAGUAAUGGCCGCCUCGCCCCGCAUCCAAGUACUGCCAAUGCGGCCGUAGACAAUUCUUUACGACGAGCAGCCAACUACCGGCGAUCAUCCGCGGCAGGAUAA